Messenger RNA from Punica granatum (pomegranate), 675 nucleotides. NCBI's taxonomy places the organism in Eukaryota, Viridiplantae, Streptophyta, Magnoliopsida, Myrtales, Lythraceae. The record is from RefSeq and is a predicted model, not a curated record.
UCCAGAAGAAGAAGACUGCUGAUCAUUUAAGUAACAAUCUCCUUCACCACCACCAUCUCCAUGGCUGCUGAACCAGGCUCCUCUGGAAGCUUGAGAAUCCGAGUCGAGAACAACCUUUCGGAAGCCCGACUAUCCGAACUCAACAUCAAGUGCUGGCCCAAAUGGGGAUGCCCGCCGGGGAAGUACCAGCUGAAGUACGACGCGGAGGAGACAUGCUACAUAGUGAGAGGCAAAGUGAAGGCAUAUUACAACAGCAAUAAAAAUAGGAAAGAAAGCAAUGCAGAGGAAGCUAAAGGGAGAACAAAAACCGGACAUGCCGAGCCCCCGGCGUAUGUGGAGUUUGGAGCUGGGGAUCUCGUCACCAUCCCAAAGGGCAUCAGCUGCACUUGGGAUGUCUCCGCUGCCGUCGACAAGUUCUACAAGUUCGAGUCCUCUUCUUCUUCUUCUUCUUCUUCUUCUUCUUCGUCGUAGCAAUGGAUUCUUUCCUUUCCUUCUUCCUUCCUUCCUUCCUUCCUUCCUUCUUCUGCAUUAGUUUCUGUAUCUGCAAGAAACAUCAUUCUUUGUGCUCUAAUUCCGCAUGUCAUCAAUGUUCCAUCUCCUUCAUGAACAUCUAUCCAACAGUAAAUUUGAUCCGACAGAACCUUGAUUAUACGAUAAAUUAACUCUUAUUAUCUA